CUCACCUCCAGCAAGCCGGAGCACCCCUCCUCCUCCUCUUGGAUCGUUCUAGUUCACUUUGUUUCUCUCUCUCUUUUCCUCCCUCUUACUCUCUCUCUGCACCCUCUUGUCUCUCCUCCUCACCCUUUCUAUCUCUUUCUUCCUGCCCUUCAUUCCUCUUCAGCUGCCAGAAGCUCGCAGGCUCGGAGCCCCUCAUCCAACCACUGAUAAAUCAGAAGCACCCUGGACAAAGACCUUGUCACAGAAGCCAAGAUGGCAAUGAGCAGCAUCCUCAACGCCGAUGACAUCAAGAAAGCUCUUGAUGCGUUUGCAGUGGCUGACUCUUUUGACUAUAAGAGGUUUUUCGAGAUUGUUGGCCUGAAGUCCAAGUCCUCUGAUGAUGUGAAGAAGGUCUUCACAGUGCUGGAUGCUGACAACAGUGGCUUUAUAGAGGAAGAAGAGCUGAAAUUUGUCCUGAAGGGUUUUGCCAAGGAUGGCAGAGACCUGACAGACAAAGAAACCAAAGCGUUUUUAAAAGCAGCUGACAAGGAUGGAGAUGGGAAGAUUGGAAUUGAUGAAUUUGCUGCCCUUGUGAAAGAAUAAACAGCUACCCAUCACCAUGAAGAAUCGCCUCCCAGCCCUCACCAUCCUGACUCCACGCUCACACCCUUCCCUACACCUCACUGCGACGUGCACCUCACCACCUCCCCCUGACUGAGGCCAAAUUCUGCUUUAAGUGCUCCUUCCCUUUAACCUCAGCCUCACUGCUGUCUUUACAAUGAGCAACACUGCAGUGAAGUAGGCUGACGCAGCCCCCGUCCAUCCCUAUAGCAGUAUGCAGCUAGUUUAAUUUAGCCUUUUUAUACAAACUGUUCAUGUUUAUGUUUAUGUAUAGAUAUAAAACACUCCUGCAGGAAUAAACUUUGCAUUUUAAAGAACAUGUAGAUAUUUACUGAGAACAUUUCCUGACCUUUUCUGACCUUUCCGUCUCUCUAACCUCUUCGUUAUUCUCAGCCUGGUCUUCCUCUGACUUUUCUUUCCUAUUUUGUCUUCUCUUCUGUUUGUCGACGUCACUUCUGGCUCAGUGAACCUUCCUGUACCUUUUCCCCUUUGCCCUUUCUUACACCAUCAUCCCAUCCACCCAUCUGCUAUCUAUCUAUCUAUCACUUUAUCCUCUGAUAAUGAGCUAUUGUAAAAAACAACAAUGACAGCAGCCAAGCUGUGAAAGAUUGAAAUAAAACAAUAAAUUACAAA
This is a messenger RNA of Girardinichthys multiradiatus, 1233 nucleotides long. RefSeq names its product parvalbumin-7-like. Gene Ontology annotation, molecular function: calcium ion binding. The record is from RefSeq and is a predicted model, not a curated record. The transcript has 5 exons. The coding region runs from base 253 to 582 and encodes 109 amino acids. Lineage: Eukaryota; Metazoa; Chordata; Actinopteri; Cyprinodontiformes; Goodeidae. Gene Ontology annotation, cellular component: nucleus; cytoplasm.